Molecule: messenger RNA, 1519 nt
Organism: Drosophila suzukii
Lineage: Eukaryota; Metazoa; Arthropoda; Insecta; Diptera; Drosophilidae
Product: probable cytochrome P450 313a3
Molecular function (GO): iron ion binding; heme binding; oxidoreductase activity, acting on paired donors, with incorporation or reduction of molecular oxygen
Source: RefSeq, a predicted model, not a curated record
AUGCUAACGUUUGAAGUACUAUUAACCGUUGGAUUAUUUUUUUGGAUAUAUUUCCUAUGGAAUCGACGCAGGCUUUACAUGCUGCUAUUGAAGCUGCCAGGACCCAUGGGACUGCCGAUUCUCGGCUCUGCCCUGAACUACGUUGUCUUCCAUAAAAUGAGGAUGAGACUUCGAAUUAAGUACAUGGACCAGUACGGCUCAAUUUUGGCCUGGCUGGGACCAAAGCCAAUUGUAAUAACACGGGAUCCAAAUAUUGCCAAGGAGGUCCUUUUGUCUUCAGAAUGCCUCAAUAGGAGUUCCCAAGUGACAGCUCCGUUUGCUGUCAGCGUCGGUCAUGGAUUGUUUUCAAUGGAAGCUCAAAGGUGGAUGGAACGUCGCAAGCAGAUGAAUCCCACAUUCAAGCAUAGUAAUUUGACCAGCUUCCUUCCCAUUUUCAACGCCGAGGUGAACACGUUAAUGACCGUUCUAGACUCGUACGUUGGCCAAGGCGAAAAAAAGAUCCUCCAUGAUAUAAUCAGAUGGUCGUUUAGAGUGGCCACUCAGACCACAGUGGGAACUGAUGUGCAGCAAGAAGAAGCCUUUCAGAACGAUACAGUUAUGAAAAGCUAUGAGUCGCUUUUGAAGUUAUUUACACUGGAUGUUAUUGUAUCGAUUACCCGCAACAAAAUAAUAUCCAAGCUGGUCGGAGUUGAAGCGAAGAAAACGUUACAUGCGUCCAAUAUUAACAACGUGAUAAGCAAAAUCAUUGAGAAGAAGCUGAACUCAGAGCCAGAAAGUGGUGCAGGGGCUGAAUUUAAAUCUGUGAUCAACAGGUCCAUCGACCUCUAUCGUAAGGGAGAAAUGCCCCUUGAUCAGGUGCGGGCGGAAUGUUUUCUGAUGGUUGCGGCGGCCUUCGAGACAAGUGGUCUUACGGUUUGCCAUACUCUCACACUGCUGGCCAUGUUCCCCGAGUACCAGGAUACGGUCUAUGAAGAGCUCAAAGAUAUCUUUCCCAACGCCGGGGAGUUCGAAGUAACGUACGAGGAUAUACGAAAAAUGGUUUACUUGGAACGCGUCUUGAAUGAGUCCCUGCGACUUAUCCCAUCCAUUCCGCUUGCACCGAGGGAGACCAUUCAGGACUUCCGACUGUCGAAUGGGGUUGUCAUACCCAAAGGAGUCUCAAUUGGAAUCUGUAUAUUCAGUACUCACCGCAACAAGGAAUUUUGGGGACCGGAUGCUGAAAAGUUUAAUCCGGAUAACUUCCUACCAGACAAUGUUCGCGAUAGGCAUCCUUACGCCUAUAUUCCCUUUACGAAGGGAAAACGAAAUUGCAUAGGCUGGCAGUACGGAAUUAUGUCUUCUAAGCUCGCCUUGGCCAAGAUUCUCAGGAAUUACAAAGUAAGCACAUCCUUCCGAUAUGAGGAUCUCGAUUUCGUUGACAACAUAGGCAUGGUGCUGGCUCAGCAACCAGGAAUAGAAUUUCAAAGACGGACUUAGGCUGACCUGAACGACUUAUAGUCAGGUCAUGCAUAUUUCUGUA